Messenger RNA from Mucor velutinosus, 330 nucleotides. RefSeq lists its product as uncharacterized. NCBI's taxonomy places the organism in Eukaryota, Fungi, Mucoromycota, Mucoromycetes, Mucorales, Mucoraceae. The transcript is spliced from 4 exons. Gene Ontology annotation, biological process: mitochondrial electron transport, ubiquinol to cytochrome c. The coding region runs from base 1 to 330 and encodes 109 amino acids. The record is from RefSeq and is a predicted model, not a curated record.
AUGGGUCUUUCUGAUUUCUUCUCCAGUUUCAUGCCUACCGUCUACGCUGACGAAGAGCCCCAAGUCGAAGAGACCGUUGAGGAAGUUGUUGAGGAAACCCCCGCUGCUGAAGAGGAGGUAGAGGAAGAGGAAGAGGAGGAGCCCGAGGAUCCUAAGGCUGCUAUUUGGGAAGUUUGUACUGAACAAUGCUCUGCCUUGAAGCAUCACCUUGAUGAAUGUAACGAGCGUGUUGAGAACGGAUCCAGCGAGAACUGUAUCGAGGAGUUCUUCCAUUUCAUGCACUGUGCUGAUGAAUGUGCUGCUCCCAAGAUCAUGGCUGCCACCAAAUAA